CUGUUCCGUUACCACCCACCAGGAAGAGAACCCAUUUGUUGUUGUUCUAUGCCUCCUGUCGUUGAGGUUUUCUUUGCCAAGAUCUGCACUUUCUCUCUCUUCCCCAUUUCGAGACCCGUGUUCUUUGAUAUUUUUGCAGCCUUGGGAGAGAGAGAGAAGGGGGAAGAAAGAAUUAAAACUUCCAGAGAUCUGCUUCUCCCAAAAAUUUCAUUUGCAGUUGCAGAUGAAUUGAUAGGGAAAUGGGGAAGAAAGGGAGCUGGAUUUCUGCAGUGAAGAAAGCUCUCAGCCCCGAGUCAAAAGAGAAGAAAGAGAAGCAGAAAAUAAGCAGAUCGAAGAGCAAAUGGUUUGGGAAACGCGGGAAUCCGGAUCCGCCUACCGUCUCAUCAGCUCCAGAAAUUUCAUUGCCUGCCCCUGUCGUUCCUACUAUAGAAGGGUUGAAACUUACAGAAGCUGAAAAUGAGCAGAGCAACCAUGCUUAUUCUGUUGCCCUUGCCACUGCUGUGGCGGCAGAGGCAGCCGUUGCCGCUGCUCAGGCUGCUGCGGAGGUGGUUCGACUCACAACGGUGGCCUGUUAUUCUGGUAAAUCAAAGGAGGAAGUAGCUGCAAUCAAGAUCCAAACUGCAUUCCGGGGAUACUUGGCAAGGAGGGCAUUGAGGGCCUUGAGAGGGCUGGUGAGGUUGAAGUCUUUGAUAGAAGGGCAGUCAGUCAAACGUCAAGCCACGACCACCUUACGAUGCAUGCAGACUCUGGCUCGUGUGCAGUCCCAGAUUCGGGCCAGAAGGAUCAGAAUGUCAGAGGAGAACCAAGCUCUCCAGAGACAGCUCCAAGAGAAACACGAGAAAGAGCUCCAGAAGUUGAGAGCCUCUGUUGGAGGAGAUUGGAAUGACAGCGUGCAAUCUAAGGAGCAAGUUGACGCAAGCCUACAGAGCAGACAGGAGGCUGCAGUGAGGAGGGAAAGGGCAUUGGCUUAUGCAUACUCCCACCAGCAAACGUGGAAGAACUCUUCAAAAUCCUCAAACCAAACAUUCAUGGAUCCAAACAAUCCCCACUGGGGAUGGAGCUGGUUAGAACGAUGGAUGGCAGCCCGACCCUGGGAAAACAAAAGCGCACACGACAAAGAACUUAGCAUUAGCGAGUAUGCAUCCGUGAAGAGUGCAAUUAGCAGAUCAACAUCCAUUAGUGAACUCAGCAAAACCCAUUUUCGUCACCACAAUAAGCCCUCUCCAACCGUACAAAAGCCCAUCCGGAAAUCACCGUCCAAGGCAUCAUCAAUUGCUUCAAAAACCGAGGAUGAUUCGAAAAGCAUGCUUAGUGUUCAGUCCGAGAGGUACCGGAGGCACAGCAUUGCGGGGUCCUCAGUGAGGGAUGACGACAGCCUGGCAAGCUCGCCUGCAGUUCCAAGUUACAUGGGGUCCACUGAGUCAGCGAAAGCUAAAUCCCGGGUUCCAAGCCCAUUGGGGAACAAUGGAACGCCACUGGAGAAGGGAUCGGUGGGGUCUGCAAAAAAGCGGCUUUCUUUCCCAUCUUCUUCUCCUGCUGGAACAAGGAGGCACUCUGGUCCACCUAAGUUGGAUUCUGGCUCUUUGAAGGACAUCAAUGUCCACUAAGAAAGAGAAAAACAGGAUACACACAAUUAGGAACAUGGGUUCUAGAUUGAACUGCAAAGGAUGAAGAGAGAUUAAACUGUGGGGCCGGGGAUGGAUUACUUUAGUCUCGUCUGUUUCAGAGUACUUUCUCUGUUUUCUUCCUUUUCUUCAUUCACUUGUACUGUUACAUAUGUUAAUUAUCCUACAGUAGCUAGGAUUUGUUUUGUGUGUGGAACUAUUUGGUUGGGAAGACUCAAUGUCGGUUUAUGUUGUUCUUGUGGCUUUUCCUUUUCUCAUUUGAAAUUCUGACCUAUUUACACUCAAUAGCUUGAAUUUGAUCUGCGAAUGAACACGUAUUUUGGUUGUUA
Molecule: messenger RNA, 1954 nt
Organism: Rhododendron vialii
Lineage: Eukaryota; Viridiplantae; Streptophyta; Magnoliopsida; Ericales; Ericaceae
Product: protein IQ-DOMAIN 3-like
Exons: 6
Coding region: 240-1607 (455 amino acids)
Molecular function (GO): protein binding
Source: RefSeq, a predicted model, not a curated record